AUGUCUAUCCAGAGCACAAAAGAGAAUCCUCUGCCAGCCAAGCUGUUCAAUGAGAAGGGCGAAUUGCAAAGACCGGUAUCUCGGUUCCGCAACUGGAUCUCUAGCGAACCAGGCUCGAGGUUUCCUCCUGAAAAGGGAAGAUAUCAUCUCUAUGUCUCGUACGCAUGUCCAUGGGCCCAUAGGACCUUGAUCAUCCGGAAGCUCAAGGGGCUUGAGUCCAUCAUUUCCGUCACUUCAGUCCACUUCCACAUGUCCAUCGUCGACAGCUGGCGCUUUGUUGGCCCCGAUGAAUCCUUGCCAAUGGAAGACGUGACCCCGGACCCUCUGCACCCAGAAUUCAAACGUCUGAAGGAGCUCUACUACCGUGCUGAUCCCAAUUACACGGGCCGGUUCACAGUUCCUGUGCUCUGGGAUAAGAAGACGGAGUCUAUCGUGAGCAACGAGAGCAGUGAGAUUAUCCGCAUGUUGUACACGGAGUUCGAUGGGCUCUUGUCUGAGGAGAAGAGAAAGGUCGACCUUUAUCCUCGAGAGUUGAGGGGGGAGAUUGACGAGGUCAACGGAUGGACUUACGAUAAUAUCAACAACGGCGUCUACAAAUGCGGCCUCGCCCAAACGCAAGCCGCAUACCACGACGCCGUGACCGCGCUCUUCGCCUCGUUGGACAAAGUUGAACAGCAGCUCUCUUCCGCAUCCAAAGACGGCCCCUAUUACUUUGGGGCAUUCAUCACGGAAGCCGACAUCCGCCUUUACGUGACCAUCAUCCGCUUCGACCCGGUCUAUGUCGCCCUGUUCAAGACGAACCGCGCCAUGAUCCGCACCCAUUACCCGUACAUCCAUCGCUGGGUGAAGCAUCUGUACUGGAACGUCGAGGCCUUUGGGAAGACCACUAGCUUUGAACAUAUCAAAGGCCACUACUUCACGAGUCUGACCAUGCUGAAUCCGAGCGGCAUUGUUCCCGAGGGGCCGGUGCCAGAUAUUUUGGGCUUGGAUGAGUAA
Messenger RNA from Cladophialophora immunda, 996 nucleotides. RefSeq lists its product as uncharacterized. Lineage: Eukaryota; Fungi; Ascomycota; Eurotiomycetes; Chaetothyriales; Herpotrichiellaceae. Bases 1 to 996 code for a protein of 331 amino acids. The record is from RefSeq and is a predicted model, not a curated record. Gene Ontology annotation, molecular function: glutathione transferase activity. Gene Ontology annotation, cellular component: cytoplasm. The transcript has 3 exons.